Messenger RNA from Ceutorhynchus assimilis (cabbage seed weevil), 4777 nucleotides. NCBI's taxonomy places the organism in Eukaryota, Metazoa, Arthropoda, Insecta, Coleoptera, Curculionidae. The record is from the annotation of a GenBank genome assembly.
GCUCAGCUACCCUGUAUAGUAUAUUAGGCUUAUCUGACUAUUUAUUUGCGAAAUCGAAAACAAAAAUCUCAAUAUUUAGCUUGCAGGGUGCGCUAAUACCGAUAAUAGAAAGGCUUGGUUUAUGAUUUUCGAACCUACUUUACUGGGUCACCCUGUAUAGUUAGAGAUUUUGCGCAAUGAUGAAAAAUACUUAUUUUCACUAGUACUACAACAUACCAAAUUUUUUAAAAAAUCGACCGGUCCCCGAAAACCCAUAAGAUGUGUGCGAUGUCCUUUUUAAUUUUCAACUAAAAAUUUUAAAGAUUUGCAUUGAAAUUGUAGUUUCAUUCAAUUAUGGUAGAUUUAGCUUGUGAUUAUCGAUUAUUGAAUUGUAGUCAAAAUGAUGGUAGAUUUCGAUAAUUAUCGGGUCCUUGGCAACACUACACCCUGCUGAUCUCAAGCGGCCGACGUCCCUUGCUUUCCAAUGCUUUAUUUCAUGUUUAUCUUAUUUUGAAAUUUGACCAUUUAUUUAGGUCAGGUACCUUAAUGAAAUAUAAAUGAUUAUAUUGAUUGAUUAUAUAAUAUGACCUGCCUUAUUAAGUUAAGAUCUAAGGUUUAAGGAAAUCCAUGUCAAUCUGACCGGCAUUUUUGGGUUUAGGUUUAGAGGUUAAUUUGGAAGGCUACCACUCCCGUAUCUUUUGCUCGGAAAUUGCAUAUUAUUUAAAUAAUAUAUCAUGAUCAGAAAUUAAUUUAAAAAAAUCAUGAAUAGAUGGUAAUGAUCCAGCUCGUCUUAUAUUGUUCGUCUUUGAAACGAACAUGUGCGUCUUUUAUAAGACGUACGCAAAAUAGAUUUUCACGUACGUUCUUGGUACGUACUUUUUUGUCUGUAUAUUAAUACAGCCUUUUACGUACAUACUCAAAACGUAGUUUUACAUCCCCGACGAACCGACGUAAAACGGACCUAAAAUGUACGUCUUCAGUAUGUACUGUGUUUGUUGGUAAAUUCAAAGUUGAUGUAAAAUAUUGGUUUUAACUGAUAGUUUAUAAAAAUCUGAGAUAAAUAUGUAUGAUCGGUUUUGCUUAACCGUUCAGGAUUUACAGCCUGUUAAAGUUGCAAAAAAGUUAAUUUUCCACUGUCAAUAUUGCCAAAACAGUUGAACUUAGGUAUGGGGUAUAUAUGACAUGAAAUCUGCUCAGAAUUUUACGUAGAAUCCGAAUAUCCAAUAAUAUAGGUACAUUGUAUUCCAUUUGAAAUAAGAAAUUUGUAGCUCGACCAGCCGAAAGUGAGUUUUUCAAAAAAAUUUAUUUCAACCAUAAAACUUUUAUUUGGGACACUUUUUUCUAAAAUGUCAAAUAAAAAAGAUAGAGGGGGUGACAUUUAUAACCAAUAACCCUAUACCUAAUUGAAUGUUUAUAAUAGAUAAAAUGUACGAGCUAUGGUUUUAGGACGGCAACAUUCUAUGCUAUUUUUACAUCGGUCACGAGGCAAAAGUGAACAGAACAAGAAGAACUCUAUCGAGUGGUGAGGGGUGUAAGGAACUCUUUAGCCUUAGUUUCCGAGAUCGAAACAACUAUGUAAUUAAUUUAAAAAAUCCGCGUUUCAAUUGUUUCGAAUUUUAUUUUAUUUCAACUUAUCGUGAAUUUGGAGAUUAACAAUUAAUUGGCUGUGGAUUAUGUUGAGUCACGAUUAUUAAAAAUUAAUAUUAUAAAAAUAGCAAUCGGCUAUCAGAAUAUUGUGUUGAAUAAUUUUAUUGUCUGUAUUAAAAUUGAAUAUGACUUUUAUUUUUAUUUGUCCAGAGGCGGGGGUGUUAUAUUUUGUUACAGGAAAUUUUAUCUUCAUCAGUUUUGAUAGGUUAGAUUCUCUUACUGCUAUAUGUCACUUCUUCUUCGUCUGAUUAUUUGCUGUUUUGGAAGUCUUUAAUAAUUGGCUUCUUAAUCUCAUAUUCUUCUAGUUAUUUAAUUGUAUCUCUAUGUCAAUAAUUUGUUUUGGACUGCAUAUGUUAUCAUAGAAGCAAUUUUGUUAUCAUCUUAAUAUUGUAUAUGCUUAUGAUUUUUUUGAUGCGCAAUCUUGGCUUUAGGCAUUGCACGUAUGUAUGUUAUCAUCUUUCUAUCAUACAUUACCUGUCAUUGUCAUCUUCAGCAUGUUAAUCCUAUCGACAUUGGUAUCAAGUAGGAAGAGCGAUAUCGACACAUUCCUUUUUUUUGUUAAGAGUGUGCAUCUCUGUAGUUUAGGCUUUUGAGAUGUUCCACCUGGUAACAAACUGAAGAAUAUUCAGUGUCAAAAGUGUUUCAGUCAAAGGAAUAUCUGAAUUAUCUAAAGUUGAAUUGAUUGCUCCCAUAGCUUAACUAUUACUACUACUACUACUACUACUAAUACUACUACUACUACUACUACUACUACUACUACUACUACUACUACUACUACUACUACUACUACUACUACUACUACUACUACAACUACUAUUACUGCUACUACUGCUGCUACUACUACAACUACUACAACUACUACUACUGCUACUACUGCUACUAUUACACUACCCCUACUACUUUUCCGAUUGUCAGAGGCAAAUUUGAUAAGAACUUCAAUCAGGGCUUCCUUAUUAGGUAGGUAUGCCAAUCUAUCAGAGACAACAUGGACUUUUUACUUUGAGAAGAGAUUGGGGUGGGAUCGGAAAAUGAGCCACAAUCCUCGUGCUAGAAGGAUUUUGAAUGGAACCUAAUUUAUUGAAGAAAUAAAUAUAUUCAAUCAUUCGAAAAAAAAGAGCAGCGUAAUUAUAACCACACUUUCAGGAUAAGUGGAUCACAACUACCUUUUUAUGAUUGCCUGAAGAACAGUGGUGUGAAAUAAAAAUUAUUAUUGUAAAGAUUCGUCGAUUUAUUUAUUGUACUGUCUAUGCUUGUACUGCAUAAUAUGGAAUGCAUGUAUCAGGCUGCGGACGAAGGAAUUUCCCCUUCUCCAUCACAAAUAUUAUAAUUUUGCGGAUUUAGAUUGAGUGUGAAAUGGACGUCGGUCGUUCACGUUACGUUUUUUCUUGUUUUUAGUGCUUGCUAAAUAUGGUUUUUAAUUAACAAGUUUGGUUGCAUUUAUGAAAAGUGAUUUAGAGUUGAAAAAUCUAUAUAAAACAUGUGCGACCUUAAAUAUUGGCUAUAAAAAAGAUUUCGCACAUCCGCAAUCAAAGCCAAAAUGAUCAAAAAGAGGGCCAGCGUUGUCGAUACAAAUGAAAACCAUGUCCAGGAAAAAGAUACCAUCAUAACAGACAAAGGUCCAACGAUUGGAUGUAGACAUGUCCAGGCAAUUUUACUAUUUUUCGCUUUCUUUUUUGGACUGGGUUCUCGCACAAACCUAUCCGUAGCUAUUGUAGCUAUGACUGAUAAUACUACAAGUCCUAAUCCAGAUGUCCCAACUUACAAUUGGACCAAUACCAGCGUAAUGCUAUCCGCUUUCUUCUGGAGCUACAUCUCCCUUCAAAUUUUAUCAGGUUAUUUAGGAAAACGCUACGGACCUAAAUACUUUCUCCUAGUAACAUCCAUUAUCAAUUGCCUUGCAGUAGGAUUAAUCCCUGUUGCAGCUAAAAUAAGCUCCUAUGGCGUAAUUGUAUGUAGAGUUGUUCAGGGAUUGGCCCAAGGAUUCUUAGACCCUUCCAUUCACGUGAUGUUAGGAACUUGGAUACCCAACGAGGAAAAAUCUACGCUUUGUAAUUUCAUUUUUGCAGGUAUAUUCUCUGGUACAAUAUUUACCUCAGUUUUAACUGGAUAUUUGUCCACUAGUUGGCUGGGCUGGCCAUGGUCUUUCUACAUUUUGGCAAUGUUGAAUUUUGUGUGGUGCAUUUUCUGGGGAAUCUUCGGCCAAAAUAGUCCUGCCACACAUCCUAGAAUCACUAAAGAGGAAAAAAAGUAUAUUCAAAGGUCUUUACAGCAAGAAGUGGAAGAUAAAUUGCCAACCCCCUGGUUGCAAAUAUUCACUAGUGUCCCAUUUUAUGCUACGAUGGCGGGUUACAUAGGGGUUAUUCUCGGACAUACAUUACUGACCACUGAAAUACCAACCUAUUUAGCUAAAGUUAUGAAUUUCAAGCUGAAAGAGAAUGCAUUACUAAAUACACUUCCGACAUUAGCAGGUGCUCUCGUUGGGCUCGCAACAGGUCCCUUAUCAGAUUGGAUUAUCGUUAAGGGUUACCUAACAAGAUUGAAUGCCCGUAGAAUGUUUCAUGUACUUGGUUCUUUUGGUGGUGCUCUCUUUUACGUAUGGCUUAGCUUUCUGAAUUCAUCCCAGCCUUACACCAGCGUGGUACUUAUAACGCUUGGAUCGGGAAUAUUUUCCCUUGUGCUUGCGGGAAGCAACGUCAACCAUUUGGAUCUUUCUCCGAAAUUUGCGGGAAUAACUUUUGGAAUUUUAAGUUCCGCCGGAGGAAUAGCGUCCACUUUUCCACCAUUACUUGUUCAGUGGAUUGUAUUGGAUCAAACUAGCACUGAUCAAUGGCGCAUAGUGUUCCUAGCAUCAGCAGGAUUUUAUGUAGCUGGGGCGCUGAUAUUUUACUUUUUCGCUUCUGCAUCAAGGCAACCGUGGGAUGGACCUGAGGAAAAAGACGCAGAAGAAAGGAACUAGACACAGAAGAAAGGAUAUAUAGGUACUCAGAGACUGGAAGCUUGGUAGUUUUCAGGAUUAAAUUAUGUGUCUGUGAUAUACUGUAACUUUUUGCAGUGAAAAUAGUGUAUUUUGAAUAGAGAAAUUGUUUUUUUUUUUAUAUAAGUGUCUUUUUUGUAAAACUAAAGACUUUUUGCUUGUAAUAGAAUAUCAUUC